Diachasma alloeum is the source of this 762-nucleotide messenger RNA. RefSeq lists its product as uncharacterized. The transcript is spliced from 3 exons. Bases 397 to 762 code for a protein of 121 amino acids. NCBI's taxonomy places the organism in Eukaryota, Metazoa, Arthropoda, Insecta, Hymenoptera, Braconidae. The record is from RefSeq and is a predicted model, not a curated record. Gene Ontology annotation, biological process: sleep; regulation of synaptic transmission, cholinergic; positive regulation of voltage-gated potassium channel activity.
UCUCGAGGUGUAGUGCACACGCGGAGCCCUGUGAGGAACCCAUACCCUGACCCUCGUAUGGCUUGCAUCAUCAAUAAAACGCUACUCUUCUUCUUUCCGUUAAUUUUUUAUUACUUCUGACACAUAAACUCUACUUUAACCAGUGAGCCAUUGGGAAUCGUGAAAAAGUGAUACAAAAACACCAAUUAACCAACAACUCAGAAGAAUUAAAUUAAAUUAAAGAAAUCAUCGAAAAUUGAUAAAAAGAAAUAUAGAACAUUAAGGUGAAUUCAAUUGAACGGUGCAAGUGAAUGAGAAAAAUAUAUUUAUUCUUUUUCUGUGGAAUUCCCACAUUUUUUAAUGUGAAUUUUUUAUUUGCUCAUUUCUAAUUUAUUUUUCCACCAACUCAACGAUACGAUGAUUUUCACUAGUCAAAUUGCAUCAAUUUUUACACUUACGCUAGGGUUCACCUUCUGCAUUUCUUGUGGAGAGGCUGUGAUUUGUUACGAGUGCAACAGCAGAUUUGAUCCCAGAUGUGGUGAUCCCUUUGAUCCUUAUGGCCUUGGAAUUGUCAAUUGCAGUCUCCAGCCCCGAUUGGAACAUAUGAGUUCUUUGGAACCAACUGUAUGCAGAAAAAUUUCUCAAAAGGAUGUGUUGGAAUCUCGAAACUUAAUUUUCAAUCAUUUAAUCAGUGUUGGGGCCCGUCUACUUCAUCAUCAAAUAACUAAUUGCAGAUUGUCAGGGAGGAUGAAAAGUUUUGUUAUUUCACUAGUAGAAAGAUAA